GGUCUAAACUAUCCUCAUGAUGUUCGGCAAGGUUAUUACAUGUGUCUGGCUAAUCCAAUUGCAUUUCAGCCCGCCUCCCAUCAUAGAAAAGAUAAGCCAGAUCUCCAAGAUCCCGUUUACCUUUUGCACUUCCCGACUGAGGAAGGAGAAAUCGAGGCCACCUGGUACUCCCUCGAACAAACAAAAGAACCGCAAGAAUAAAAACCAGGCUCCAAAAUCCGAGGCUACCAGCAGAUCAGCAACCCAAGAUCCAAAGGAACAAACACAGCAAGAUCAGGGACAGCCACCUAUGUCGACGACAACUACCACAACCACUGAGCCUGCCCAGAAUGAACAAAGCAGCACCCACCUCCCCCGCAAACCCCGCUCUAUCUACCCAGCCUCAAUCCUAGGCCUUGCCAUGGUCGCCAGAGGCGAAAUGGCUACCUCAUCGCAUCCCUAGCAGAGACCGGUGGCAUCUUCUCAUCAAGCGAGCAGCAGAACAGCGGUAGCUCCGAGCUGUACCUUGUGGUGGUCUGGGCUAUCACCCUGUGCACCAUUAUCGGGCCAAUUUGCGUUGGUACCCUGAUCAAAAGGGUUAAGACGUUACAGGAUCAACGGGUAAACUCUGGGGGCCAGGAUCCGUUGGGAUCGUGGGGGGUUACUUCUUGAGAUCACUUCUACCGGUGG
Messenger RNA from Aspergillus glaucus CBS 516.65, 669 nucleotides. RefSeq lists its product as uncharacterized. The coding region runs from base 17 to 442 and encodes 141 amino acids. The transcript has a single exon. The record is from RefSeq and is a predicted model, not a curated record. NCBI's taxonomy places the organism in Eukaryota, Fungi, Ascomycota, Eurotiomycetes, Eurotiales, Aspergillaceae.